Adineta ricciae is the source of this 816-nucleotide messenger RNA. The record is from the annotation of a GenBank genome assembly. NCBI's taxonomy places the organism in Eukaryota, Metazoa, Rotifera, Eurotatoria, Adinetida, Adinetidae.
AUGUCAACCGAUCAUGAAUUUUCACAAGAACUGAAACAACUAAUGUUUCAUGUUAUCGAUUUUGUCGAAACAUCUGCAGUCUAUCCAUCAACAAGUCAUAUCGAUCAUCUUGUUCCUGAAACAUUAUGUCCUGAGAAGAAAAUGGUAGCCCGAGCCUUUGUUGCAGCAAGAGCAAAAUAUUUUCAAAUUUUCGAAGAGUUUAGACAAGCUCACGUUCAUUUAUAUUAUCAUGAUGAAACUUGGAUAAAUCUUCGACAAGUUAAACGAUCUAUUUGGACUCUAAAUGGCGAAGGUGAAAUUAAAAAAGGUGGAGGGAGAGUAUCAGCACUUAUAGACGUCAAUGGUUAUCACAUUCCAUCAGUUGAUAUUUGGGCAUGCAAUGAAGAUCAUAAUAUGGAUUCAAUGCACUUUCUCAUGUGGUUAGAUUCGACUUGUGCAACGUUAAGAGAAGAGAUUGAACUAGUGGCUACUAAUUGUCCACCUAAAGAAUAUAUUACUGAUCGAAUUGGAAAGAAAUACGGUAUAGAAAUAUUUCGACUUCCUAAAUUACACUGCAGCCUGAAUCCUAUUGAAUUGUCAUGGAAUAAUCUCAAGCAAUUUGUUCCUGAUCAAAGCACAACAUUUCGUCCAGAUGAUGUAAAACUAUUGAGUGAGCAAUUUAUGGUAACAAUGGACGAUGAACGUGCAAUGUCGUAUUUUCAUUAUGCUCGUGGAAUUGAAGAAAUGUAUCAAACAGCCGAUGCAAUAAUGAAGAAAGAUAUCGAACAAUAUUUACAAUCUGAUAGUGAAGAAACAGAUUCAGAUGAUGAAGAAUAA